AUGUCUCGCCUCCGCCUCCUCCGCCGCAGCUCCUCCUCCACCACACUGAUACCCCUCCUCCGGCUCCUCCGCCGCUGCUCCACCUCCACCUCCACGUCGCCGCCCUCACGCUCCUGGUCUCCCCGAGACGCCUUUGUUGCGGCCAUAGAGCGUGUUCGCGCCAGGACGCUCAGCCCGGAAGACGCUCACCACCUGUUCGACGAUUUGCUCGGUCAGGCCACCCCGGUCCCCGUGCGCACCCUGAACGGCUUCUUUGCCGUCCUCGCCCGUGCCACGUCCUCUGCCGCCCGCAUCCGAGAUGGCCCCGCCCUUGCCGUCGCUCUCUUCAACCGCGUGUGCCAAGAAGAGGCCGGUCCGCGUGUGGCGACGCCCACAGUCCACACCUAUGGCAUCCUCAUGGACUGCUGCUGCCGCGCGCGUCGCCCGGACCUAGGGCUCGCCUUAUUCGGCCGCUUCCUCGGGACAGGCCUGAGGACAAACGAGAUCGUCGCCACCACCUUCCUCAAGUGCCUCUGCUGCGCGAAACGGACAGAAGAGGUUGUGAAAGUACUGCUUCACAGAAUGCCCGAGCUGGGCUGUGUGCCUAAUGCCAUCUCGUACUCCAUAGUUUUGAAAAGCUUGUGUGAAAAUAGCAUGAGUCAGCAGGCACUCGACCUGCUCCAGAUGGUAGGGAAAGAAGGAGGCUGCCUUCGUGAUGUGGUGGCAUAUAACACAAUCAUCCAUGGCUUCUUUAAGGAGUGCGGAAUAGACAAGGCAUGCCAUCUAUUCCAUGAAAUGAUGCGGCAAGGGGUUGUGCCGACUGUGGUGACAUACAACACAGUAAUUGAUGUGUUGUGCAAGGCCGGAGAAAUGGACAAGGCAGAGCUAGUCUUUCAGCGGAUGGCUCGUAAUGGUGCGCAGCCCAAUAAAGUGACAUGUAAUGGCAGUAAAUUUAGUUCACUGACUGACGGAUAUUGCUCAGUCGGCAAGAUGGAUAAAACAUUCAAACUGCUUGAUGCCAUGGUAUCAGCUGGAAUUGAGCCUGAUGCUGUUACUUAUAGUGCACUUCUUGAUGGCUAUUUUAAAAAUGGAAGGAUCGAUGAUGGUUUGACUCUAUUUAGAGAAAUGCCGUGCAAGGGAGUUAAACCAACAACUGUGACAUAUGGCAUCAUACUGGAUGGUUUAUAUCGUGCUGGGAGAACUGCUGCUGCCAAGAAAAUGUUUGAUCAGAUGAUCAAAAGUGGAAUAACAGUGACCGUUUCCAUAUACACUACUCCCUCCUUUCCGGUUUAUAAGGCAUAUUUCAACUUUUUUGUUUUUCCAAUUUAA
This is a messenger RNA of Triticum turgidum subsp. durum (durum wheat), 1308 nucleotides long. The record is from the annotation of a GenBank genome assembly. NCBI's taxonomy places the organism in Eukaryota, Viridiplantae, Streptophyta, Magnoliopsida, Poales, Poaceae.